AAAAAAAAAAAAAUCAACUUAACUAACUAACUCAGCUUAUUAACCAGCGCCGUCAUUCUCGUUCGUAUCGUCUCUACGCCGGCAGCUUCCACCGCCGUCUUAGGUUCCAUUUCUUAGAUUUCGAUGAACUGAGCUCCGAACUUCGAACACCACGUCGUUUCAUAUUUUCUCUAUCUUGCUCUUUCUCAAACAUGAUCAAGGAGCUUCUUCCCACAGACCCUAUCUCCAUUUUCAAUCUUCUCAAAUCCUACGCACUUUCACCCACAAACAUUCUCAAAGCCAAUGAACUCUUCCGCCAAAUUCCCAGACCCACUUUAUCCCAUUGGAAUAUCAUGAUCCGUGGUUGGUCCCAAACCAACCAACCCAUUGAAGCCAUUCGCAACUACAAUCUCAUGUAUAGCCAAGCCUUAUUUGGUAACAACCUCACUUACCCUUUUCUCCUCAAAGCAUGUGCUCGUAUAUCUAAUGUUUCAUGCACUACAGUUCAUGCUCGUGUUUUGAAACUUGGGUUUGACUCGGAUUUGUUUGUUUCGAAUGCUUUGAUUCAUGGGUAUGCUGGAUUUUGUGAACUGGGUUUUGCGCGUAAGGUGUUUGAUGAAAUGUCUGAAAGGGAUUUGGUUUCUUGGAAUUCGUUGAUUUGUGGGUAUGGUCGGUGUAGGAGGUAUAGCGAGGUUUUGGUUGUUUUUGAAGAAAUGAGGAUGGCUGAUGUGAAGGGUGAUGCUGUGACAAUGGUGAAAGUUGUUUUGGCGUGUACGGUUUUGGGUGAGUGGGGUGUUGUUGAUGCUAUGAUUGAGUAUAUUGAGGAAAAUAAGGUGGAGGUUGAUGUUUACCUGGGAAAUACAUUGAUUGAUAUGUAUGGCCGGCGCAGUAUGGUUGAUUUGGCUCGACGAGUGUUUGAUCGGAUGCGUGAUAGAAAUAUGGUUUCUUGGAAUGCUAUGAUUAUGGGUUAUGGGAAAGCAGGAAACUUGGUUGCUGCAAGGAAAUUGUUUGAUGAUAUGCCGCAUAGGGAUGUGAUCUCGUGGACUUCUAUGAUCAGCAGUUACUCUCAAGCGGGUCAGUUUGGAAAGGCAGUGAGGCUUUUCCAAGAAAUGAUGGUUACUAAGGUGAAGCCAGAUGAAAUAACGGUUGCCAGUGUGCUCUCUGCGUGUGCUCAUAUUGGCGCACUUGAUGUUGGGGAGGCUGUUCAUGAGUAUAUCAGGAAAUAUGACGUGAAUGCUGAUAUUUAUGUUGGAAAUGCUUUGAUUGAUAUGUAUUGCAAGUGUGGUGCGGUUGAGAAAGGAUUGUCGGUGUUUGAAGAGAUGGGGAAGAGGGACUCGGUAUCGUGGACAUCAGUUAUCGCAGGCCUUGCUGUUAAUGGUUCUGCAGAUUCCGCACUUAAUUUAUUUUCACUGAUGUUGCGAGAAGGUGUUAGGCCUACUCAUGGAACCUUUGUUGGAGUUUUGCUGGCCUGUGCUCAUGCUGGAGUGGUUGAUAAGGGGUUGGAAUAUUUCGAAAGCAUGGAAAGAGUUUAUGGACUGACACCAGAAAUGAAACAUUAUGGUUGUGUUGUGGAUCUUUUGAGUCGUUCUGGCAAUUUAGGAAGGGCUUAUGAGUUCAUAAAGAGGAUGCCCAUGGAUCCUGAUGUUGUUGUAUGGAGGAUAUUGCUCAGUGCUUCUCAGGUUCAUGGAAAUCUACACUUGGCUGAGAUUGCCACAAAGAAGCUUCUAGAGACGGAUCCUUCUAAUAGUGGCAACUAUAUAUUGUCCUCUAAUACUUAUGCAGGGUCCAAUAGGUGGGAAGAUGUUAUUAAAAUGAGAAGAUUGAUGGAGGAGAGUAAUGUACAUAAACCAUCAGCUAGCAGUUCCGUAGAAAUAAACGAUUCAGACAGUUCUCAAGAUACACGUUUUGUUGAAGUUCCGUAGAAGAAUCAUUUAUUACUUUAUAAAUUGAUUACUUUUGUGGGACACCACGGUCAAUAGAAGGGAAAAAACAAAUGGUCUUGAGAUUUACACCUGACUCUUGAUGGCCUAAUCGUCUUCGAUUUCUCACAAGUGACUUAUAUCUGUCGCUACAUGUACAUGUUGAGUUGCUUGUUGUGGAUUAGAGAUUGAAUUGCUAAACAAGCAGAGGAUUAAUAAUGCCUGGUUGUAUCUAACCAUUAAGAAUGUGUCUUAAUGUACCAUGCUCAUACUGAAAUCACCGGUGGCUGCUGUUACCUCAUAUUACCGCUUCAUAAUGACUCAUCGAAGUUGCAGCAGAAGACGACAAACCUCUUAAAAAAGACUAGCCAUAUAGCAGCUUGAGAUAAUGACAUUAAGGACAUCAUCAAAUUCAUGAGGCAAAGGUUGUUUAAGCUUCUGCUUUCUGUGAUACCAUUUUAUCCACUUGGGUAUUGAAAGGGCAGACAACUUGACUCUUUUCGAACCCAUAUAUACUUCCAGUCACAUCUUUCAACUGUUAUUAACUAGACACUGGUGUAUCAAGCAGUGUUAUAAUACUGCACUCAAGUUCCAGGAUAUAUACAGCAUGAAACUUAUAUACAUAUUACAUUGUUAGCAAUCAAUAUACAAUACUUGAUAAGAGAUACUAGCACGUCCAAUCACAUACUCCCCAAAUUUGGAUAUAAUUUUUUGUAUAAGCUGUUCUUGGCACCAUUUGAGCUAUGAUUCUUGUUUUUUAUUUUUGGACAA
Medicago truncatula (barrel medic) is the source of this 2669-nucleotide messenger RNA. Its product is annotated as pentatricopeptide repeat-containing protein At2g22410, mitochondrial. The record is from RefSeq and is a predicted model, not a curated record. Gene Ontology annotation, molecular function: protein binding; RNA binding. The transcript has a single exon. NCBI's taxonomy places the organism in Eukaryota, Viridiplantae, Streptophyta, Magnoliopsida, Fabales, Fabaceae. Gene Ontology annotation, biological process: RNA modification. The coding region runs from base 192 to 1901 and encodes 569 amino acids.